Molecule: messenger RNA, 654 nt
Organism: Arctia plantaginis
Lineage: Eukaryota; Metazoa; Arthropoda; Insecta; Lepidoptera; Erebidae
Source: the annotation of a GenBank genome assembly
AUGAUAUUUAUCUACCUGAGUAAAUGUCCAUCCCUACGUCGUGAAUUCUGCCACGGGCUGUCUUCUGCGCGGUACGCCUUGCGCAAGAUGGGCGCGCAGGAGCACGACGAGAGCUUAUUGCCCAUCGUGCGCGUUCCGCACUCGGCGCACUGCACUAUGCUGCCUGUAAUGUUUACACUUAUAAAUGUCGAUAUCUAUAUACCUAAACAUCUUCUGUCGAUGAAUAUGAUCGAGCAGCGCACGGGGGCGGCGCGGAUGCAGGCGCGGCGUGUAAACACCGCCAGCUGCUGGCUGCGGCGCGCACUCACCGCAGCUGCGGGCUGCUCGCGCUGCCGCCGCACGCCCGCACCCGAACUACCACACGGUGACCGCACCGUCCGACCGAUAGAGACCCUAGGGCUGCCUAGCUACCUCCCGGACACACCGACACCUUCGAUUAUCUCGGGAUAUCUUAAAGUGCGCAGAAUAUAUUGUAGUGUGAUACGAAGUCGCUCGCGGUGUGGCAGGACGACACCGGCGACGCGGCUAAACGUCAGAGCAGACUGGGUCGCGAAACAAGCGUGCGUGGCGGCGCUGUGUGCGCACAGUCGUGCCGGCCGCUGCCGCGCACCAGCCGCCCACCGAAAGCCGAGACGCAGCGACGCCCAAACCUAG